AUGGAAAUUGACGAGGCGUUCUCUGACCUGGAUUGUGAUUCGUCACUGCUUGACGAAUCACUGUUAUGCUUGGGAAUGACUGAUGAGCGACUGUUAGAUGAGGCGUUUUUGAAAUGCGGUCGAAGAGUCAUGGAAGUGUAUUUCAACGUGAUAAAGGAUUAUGAUGAAAGGAUACGAAAAGAGGAAGCACCCAACUUUAUUAGAAUCGUCAAAAAGCUUCCACUUCGUCGUUAUCACACCUACGAUGACUCAACCCCUACUAGGCUCAAUCUUGAACCGGAUGACUUAAGCGAAUUUAUCACACAUUUCAAGAUUACCGACUGUCGCAAUAUGAAUGCACAGCGAUGUGGUGUUCGUUUUCUACCAGCACUCGAACUUCGACCAAGAACGGCGUAUUGGGUGCACACAGAGUGCAAUAUUAGGGCGGAUGAGGAACACAGACUUUCACAUAUUCCUUUCGUUAGCGAAGACCAUGAUGACAAGCAGUUUUGUGCCGAGCUAAGAAAGUUAUAUGACGAGGGUAUCCAUGGAGCAGAUAGAGGGUGUGACAAGUAUAUCAAUGACUACAUU
Molecule: messenger RNA, 570 nt
Organism: Ostertagia ostertagi
Lineage: Eukaryota; Metazoa; Nematoda; Chromadorea; Rhabditida; Trichostrongylidae
Source: the annotation of a GenBank genome assembly